Messenger RNA from Strongylocentrotus purpuratus (purple sea urchin), 1428 nucleotides. RefSeq lists its product as uncharacterized. The record is from RefSeq and is a predicted model, not a curated record. The transcript is spliced from 10 exons. Bases 670 to 1428 code for a protein of 252 amino acids. Lineage: Eukaryota; Metazoa; Echinodermata; Echinoidea; Camarodonta; Strongylocentrotidae.
CAAACCGGCGGAGCGCCCUCGCGAAUGGCAGCGCCGCCGAAGCUCCGACCGACCACCGAAAGUCGCCAAGCUUCUUUCCAAGGUCCCUCCGUCGACGAAUGCCAACAAACCAAGCGAUGAGAGGACCCUGUUCGAGCAGCUGAAGUCACAGGGGCUUCACAACGCCGAGCCACGACGGAACAUCAGGGUGAUCAGGCAGUCGAUGACCCGUAAGACCGUCACCAUCGCCAGGCAUGAAGUCCUGGUUGAGGAAGAAGUUGGAGGGGAAAACGAAGAAAAAGAUGCAGGCGGAACCGUGGGCGGAGUCAAGGGAGAGGGGACACUGGACGACGAAGGAAACGUGGUCUCGUUUGAAGAAUAUGCUAUAGUUGAUCAGGGCAUGCAAACCGAUCCUGUUCUUGAUCCGCUUGGAGCUUGGUCUAAUAUGAACUCGUUGGAUAUGAAAGUCAAGGGCCCAGCGCCCCUCCAAGCACCCCGGAAGAAUGGGCCCAAUUCGACCCCACCCCAAUCAAGGGGCCCUUGGAGAAAGGUGUCGAUGUGUGUUGCUUCGUGGAGAGAGAGCUUUCGCGAAUCAUCACCGGCAUCAGCGGCUUUACUUUGUACGUCAGACAGCUGCUUGACCGGGAAGUUUCGGAAAUCGCGAAAAGGAACGAUGAAAUCCGAAGUCAGAUGUCGGAAAGGUCACUUCGUAGAGUAGAGAAGAUGGCCUGUGGUAACGAACAACCGGGCGAUCACGACACCAGCCUGAAUGGAAAGCCGACCGUUCCGCCGAUAAGGAGAGGUCGAUUCGAGCUCGUACGAGAUGACAACCAAACAUCAAACUUCGCCAACCGGGUCGCCUUCGCCAGCUACACCACGGGAAGAAGAACAAGUGUAAUCCAAGAAACAGAGACUGCAUCAAAAUCGGCAACUUCGGAUGUGGCGGACUUCUAUCGGCUCUUCCUACCAAUCAUGAAACACCUCCACGGCUCAGACGCAGAAGCUCAACGCCGAUUGGACGACGAAUUGAGUGACGCGAAACGAACGAUGACGUCAUGCCAGCGAUGGAACAUCGAAGCCGAACUGAUAGGGAAGCACGCCACCGACGUUCUGAAAGGGAUAUGCGAUUUCUUUAGAUAUACGGUGGACAAACAAACCCAAGAACACGAAUUCUUGACAAAGGGGCUGAAAAUGAAGGAAGAACUUGAGCACGCUUUCAGAGGAGGCUUGCCUCACGAUAUAUCUUUGAAAGUCAAGCGAUCAUUGUCUCAAAGUGACUUCCUCGAGGCCGGCCACGCCCUCUCAGGAAAGGGACUCCACGUACCUGCCAUUCCUGUUCAAUCCAAGUCCCUCAGCAGUAUAGAGGUAAGCUUCAAAUCCAGACCACUCAAUUUAGAGGGGGGUGGGGGUUCCUUCCACGCUUGUUUCAAAAAGGAAAAUAAAUGUUAA